CGCCGGGAGGGUGUGGUGAGGGCUCGGCUUCUCGGGGCCCGGGGCGGGGAGGUCGGCGAGGGUGGCGAGCUUGCGUGCUGCCGGCCCGCGGCCCUGGCUGGCUCCCAGCUGAGUUCCGUCCGCGGAAGCCAUGGACGUGGACGCUGAAAGAGAGAAAAUAACACAGGAGAUAAAGGAGCUGGAGAGGAUUUUGGAUCCCAGCUCCUCAAGUAUCAACGCGGGGGCCUCGGAAUCAAGCCUCGACUCGGACUCCGACGCAGAUUCGCUGCCCGACGAGGACUCAGAUGCCGCCGGUCCCCUGAUCUCGGAAGAAGAGAGGUGGGGCGGAGCCAGCAACGACGAGGACGACCCCAAGGAGCAGGCGCUCCCCCAGGACCCGGAGACGUGCCUGCAGCUGAACAUGGUCUACCAGGAGGUCGUGCGGGAGAAGCUGGCGGAGGUCCGCCUGCUGCUGGCCCAGAACCGGGAGCAGCAGGAGGAAGUCAUGUGGGGCCUGGCGGGAGCCAAGGGCCCCAAGGUGAAGGACGGCAAGAGCCCACCCCUGAACCUGUACAUCGGGCACUUCCUGAAGCCCUACUUCAAGGACAGGGUCACUGGAGUGGGGCCUCCUGCCAACGAGGACGCGAGGGAGAAGGCCGCCCAGGGCAUCAAGACCUUCGCGGAGCUCCUGGUGACCAAAUGGAAGAGCUGGGAGAAGGCCUUGCUCAGGAAGUCGGUGGUGAGCGACCGCCUGCAGCGCCUGCUUCAGCCCAAGCUCCUCAAGCUCGAGUACCUGCACCAGAAACAGAGCCGGGUCGCGAGCGAGGCGGAGAGGCAGGUCCUGGAGAAGCAGGUCCGGGAGGCGGAGAAGGAGAUCCAGGACAUUAACCAGCUGCAGGAGGAGGCCUUGCUGGGGAGCAGACUGGACAGCCACGACUGGGAGAAGAUCUCCAACGUCAGCUUCGAAGGCGGCCGCAGCGCGGAGGAGAUCCGCAAGUUCUGGCAGAACUGGGAGCACCCCAGCAUCAACAAGCAGGAGUGGACCGGGCAGGAGGUGGACCAGCUGCAGGCCAUCGCGGCCAAGCACGGCCACCUGCACUGGCAGAAGAUCGCCGAGGAGCUGGGGACCAGCCGCAGCGCCUUCCAGUGCCUGCAGAAGCACCAGCAGCACAGCAAGGCCCUGCGGCGCAGGGAGUGGACGGAGGAGGAGGACCGCAUGCUGACCCAGCUGGUGCAGGAGAUGCGCGUGGGCAGCCACAUCCCCUACCGCCGGAUCGUCUACUACAUGGAAGGGAGAGACUCCAUGCAGCUCACCUACCGCUGGACCAAGAGCCUGGACCCCAGCCUCAAGAAGGGCCUCUGGACCCCCGAGGAAGACGCGAAGUUGCUCCGAGCGGUCGCCAAGUACGGGGAGCAGGACUGGUUCAAGAUCCGAGAGGAGGUGCCCGGGCGGAGCGACGCCCAGUGCCGGGACCGGUAUCUCCGGAAGUUGCAUUUCAGCUUGAAGAAGGGGCGGUGGAAUUCGAAAGAGGAGGAGAAGCUAAUCGAGUUGAUAGAGAAACACGGCGUCGGCCACUGGGCAAAAAUAGCCUCUGAACUCCCCCACCGGACGGGCUCGCAGUGUCUGAGCAAGUGGAAGGUCAUGGUCAGGAAGAGGCAGGGGCAGGGCAGGAGGCGGCGGCGGCGUGUCCGCAGUGUGCGGUGGAGCUCCACCAGCGAGGACAGCAGCGGCGGGGACAGCAGCAGCGAGGACAGCAGCAGCGGGGACAGCAGCAGCAGUGGGGACAGUGAGGACAGUGAGGACCGUGGCGACUUGGAGCCGGAGGAGACCCCCGACGCCCAGGAGGGCGGCCCGGCGUCGCUGUCAGCACCACAUGCCGUGCCGGACAUGGCCCUGUGGGUCCCCACCAGGCGGAGUGGCCGCGGGCUGCGGGCGGCAGGGACAGGGGGCCGCCCAGGACGCUGGGCCGCCUCGCCCAGCCCUCUCGGGGUGUCUGAUGAGGCCCGAGGUGGGGGCAGGGACGCGGAGCGGGCUGGCCGGGCACAGGCCCCCCCCGGGACCCACAGCACCAGCGGCCCCAGAAGCACCGGGCACCCUCGCUGCACAGACACUGCCCCUGCGAGCUCCGAGGGGCCGGCAGACGAGGGUGGGGGGUGUCCCCCGAAGGUGCCUCUGCAGACCGUGCUGCGGGUGCUCGGGGCCACCACAGCCGCCCGGCACCGGGCCCUGAAGGAGAAGCCAGAGCAGCCGUGCCCGCUGGGCUCCCCCCCGGGGACCGGCCCUGGGGGCAGCAUCGCAGCCGCACCCCACGCCAGGGGGCUGUGGCGGCGGCGGCGCCGGGGACACGCCCUGCAGAGGAGGCUCCUCGAGCGCCGGCUGCGGAUGGCCGUGAGCCCGUGGGUGGGUGACGUCGCCCUGUCCUGCGCGCCCCGGAGGCCCGCCGUGCGCACUCGAGCCGACAGCAUCCAGGCGCAGCUGCAGGGCGCCCGCCUGGCCAGCACGCCGGUGUUCACCCUCUUCAUCCAGCUCUUCCAGAUCGACACCACCGGCUGCAUGGAGGUCGUCCGAGAGCGGAGGGCCCAGCUGCCCGCCCUGCCUCGGGGGGGCGCUCAGGCCCCCUCAGGCGCCCCGGACCCCCCAGGCUGCCCCUCCAGCAGUGGGCCGGCCCGAGCAGCCGCCAGGAGGGGUGCCGGCCCCAGAGGGACCGGGGGGCUGCAGACCUGCCGGGCCGAGGCCGCGCCCCAGGCGCCCCCACCGGCUCCUUGCGGACCCCGGCCCAAGCCCAAGACAGUGUCCGAGCUCCUUCGGGAGAAGCGGCUGCGGGAGGCCCGAGCCAGCAAGGCCGCCCGGGGCCCCGUGGUCCUGCCGUCCCCACUGCUGGUCUCCUCGCCUUUGGUCCUCCAGGCCCCGCUGCCGCCGGCCUCCCGGGGCCCCGCAGUCCCCGCACCAGCCGUCGCCAAACCCGCCCUUGCUGGGCCCGGGGCUCCCGCCGCGGCCAGUCCAAGUCCUUCAGGCGCCCAGGCCUCAGCCUCCGACUCGAGGCCGCCUGCCCCACAGCCCUUGGCCGCUGACUCCGUGGGGGCCGCGGAGGUCGCAGCCGCCCCCGGGGCCCCCCAUCUGGGCUCCAGCCCGGGCCCCGCGAGUGGCCUCGGACAGUCUCAGGCUCCUGCCACGUGCCGGAAGCAGGGCCUGCCCGAGGCGCUGCCCUUCCUGCCUGCAGCCCCUAGCCCCAUCCAGCUGCCCAUCCAGCCCCUCGGCCUGAUGCCAGCCCUGGGCACCCACCGGGGUGGACCCCAGCUGGCGGCCAGCACCCCGCUGUCUGUCACCUGGGUGCUCACAGCCCAGGGGCUGCUCCCUGUGUCGGUGCCGGCCCUGGUGGGCCUUCCCGGGCCAGCAGGGACCUCUGACCCCAAAGGGCUGUCGGUGGCUGCACCACCCCCCUUGACUGAGACUCGGGCAGGCCAGGGCCCAGGGGACACGGACAGAGAACCAGCUCCUCCCUCCCAGACAGACCUCGCCACCCUCCUGACACCCCCGCCACCCCAAGUCUCUGCCAAAGCGGAGGGCAGCGCGGCCCGUACUCCCGGGGAGCUCUCUUCCUCUGGGGGAGGGUGCGUGGCCGGGGAGAUGGCCGCCCAGGCUGCCGUCCUGGCUGACCCCCCGGGGGCGGAGGCCCCCUGCACCAGCCGGCUGCCUCUGCACAGUGGGGCCGGCCUGGGGGGGACUCCGGCGUCCCCGUCAGAGCCGGGAGAGGCCCGGGCGCCGCUGGGCUCGGAGAGGACCCCCGCAGCCCAGCCUGGGCCUGAGAGGGGGGGCCUGCACCUAGACCUCCUCUCCCAGGAGGGUGAGCUGGUGGUGCGGGAGUGGCUGGGGGGGCUGCGAGGGGUGUGCGUGCCCCCCCUGCGCAGCAGGCUGCCCUACCAGCCGCCCACCCUGUGCAGCCUGCGGGCGCUGUCGGGCCUGCUGCUGCACAAGGAGGCCCUGGAACGCAGGGCCGCCUCCCUGGGGCCCGGCGGGGCGGCGGGGCCCCUGCAGGCCUCGCUGGGGCGCGUGCGGGGGCAGCUGCGGGACAGCCCGGCCUACCUGCUGCUGAAGGCCCGCUUCCUGGCCGCCUUCGCCCUGCCCGCGCUCCUGGCCACCCUGUCCCCGCCCGGCGUGCCCACCACGCUGUCGGCCGCCGAGAGGGCCGACUCGGAGAGCGAGGACCAGGACCUGGAGGAGCCAGAGCUCGUCGGCGGCCAUAGUCCCCAGGCUGGGCCAGCGGCCGCAGCCCCUGUGCAGGGGUCCCCAGGCCCUGGUGAGGGCUCCACCACCGCUGGCCCGGACGGCGUGGACGACGUGGACGUGCUGACGACCAGGCAGGGCCGGCACGCGCGGAAGCGGAGGCGGCUGCUGUGAGCCGCGGGUGAGUG
This is a messenger RNA of Phyllostomus discolor (pale spear-nosed bat), 4392 nucleotides long. RefSeq names its product small nuclear RNA activating complex polypeptide 4 (gene SNAPC4). Bases 131 to 4378 code for a protein of 1415 amino acids. The transcript is spliced from 23 exons. The record is from RefSeq and is a predicted model, not a curated record. NCBI's taxonomy places the organism in Eukaryota, Metazoa, Chordata, Mammalia, Chiroptera, Phyllostomidae.